AUGUUGUGUACUGAAGACUACCAGUUGCUUCCAGAAACUGAAAAGAUGGUCAUUAUACCUGAAAUAUGGACUCCGCAUGACAAUUUGGAAGUGGAGGCAGUCUGUCCAAUUUGCCUGGACUUUUACUCUAGUCCUGUUUAUCUCUCCUGUGCACACAUAUUCUGCUGUGACUGCAUUGAGAAUUGGAUGGCAAGAAAGGAAGAUUUGAUAUUGACCUGUCCCAUGUGUCGAGAAGAAAACAAGAGACCAAUCAUGCAUGAAUGGGUUAUUAGAGAGCUGACCAUUCUUAUCAAGCAGCAUGGUGCCCUCCUGAAGCAACAUAUGGAGCAAAUCACUGGACUUCUGAGGUUGUGCACCGAGGCUGUGGCUCUGGAAGCUGACACUGGUGACUCCUCCUUGGAGCCAGUGAACAGGAGGAACCCUGGUCAUAACUUGGUGGAAGAUCCCAGGAGACUCAAACCACUGGCCUGUGUCCUGGACAGCUCCCACAUCUCUUCGGUCUGCCAAGAAGUUGAUGUGGGGGAAAAGAAAGACUGGACUCCAGCUGUUUGCAAGGAGCCAGUGAACAGGAGGAACCCUGGUCAUAACUUGGUGGAAGAUCCCAGGCUACUCACCCUACUGUCGUGUGUCCUGGACAGCUCCCGCAUUUCCUCAGUCAGGCAUUGGGAAAUUGAUGAGUGGGAUAGAGAAAUGUAA
Messenger RNA from Mesocricetus auratus (golden hamster), 696 nucleotides. It is a transcript of the gene Rfpl4b, whose product is annotated as ret finger protein like 4B. The transcript is spliced from 2 exons. Lineage: Eukaryota; Metazoa; Chordata; Mammalia; Rodentia; Cricetidae. The record is from RefSeq and is a predicted model, not a curated record. Bases 1 to 696 code for a protein of 231 amino acids.